Messenger RNA from Teleopsis dalmanni, 1248 nucleotides. RefSeq lists its product as uncharacterized. Bases 375 to 1223 code for a protein of 282 amino acids. The transcript is spliced from 3 exons. NCBI's taxonomy places the organism in Eukaryota, Metazoa, Arthropoda, Insecta, Diptera, Diopsidae. Gene Ontology annotation, biological process: mitotic cell cycle. The record is from RefSeq and is a predicted model, not a curated record.
AGUGCAGAACAAAUGGUCAAAUGUCAGAUAAUGACAUAGGGUUGCCCUGAUGUACUUAAUGUACAAAAAGUAGUAGUAAAACGUAGUAAGCUUUUGUUAUUUCAAACGGUUUUGAAUGUAAAAAAAGCAAACUCUAAAGAAAACUAUGUGAUUUGAAUUUGUGCUUCUUUCCGAGAAUUCACAUUUUUACGUCUUCACUUUUUGUGGCUGAUAAUAAGUUUUUUUAUGAUACGAAUAAGUUGGUUCAGCACUAGCUCACUUUAAUUUUACUGAAAGAGGUUUCUUAUAUCCGAAAUUGGAGAGAAAAUUUUCAGAGUUUUGUUAUAUGCUUGAAAAGCAUUAGUCGAUAUUUCUGGAAUUUGAAAUUUAUUAAAAUGGAUGAGAGUGAAAGUACCAGCUCUACUGACACAGCAGCACCACCACCAUCCACUAAUAAUUUAUUAGAUAAAGUAGUUGCGUUUGUUGAUGUGCGCACUGAUAAUAUAAAUAUGUCUAGUUCAGUUAAAUCACAUUUAAAAACGCAUGGGGCCAAGAUAGCACGAAGUAUAACACCUAAAAUUACUCACUUGGUCUUUAAAGAUGGAAAUUUUAAUAAUUACACAAAAGCGAAAAACUUAAAUAAACCAAUAGUAUCGUUGGCUUGGAUCGAAGAAUCCAAAAAAAUUGGAAAAAUAGCAGAUCCCUCAGAGUUUAAUAUUAAUAAUAAAUAUAUUUAUGACCAUCCCGAAUUAUUUGAGAAAAUGAAGCGUGUUAGGCGGUAUACAGGUGGAUCAAAAAAAAAUGAUCCUCAAAAAAGAGCACUAGAUAAAAUAUCAACUAGUACGCCUAAAUCAGUAAGAACCAGCAAUGGUCCUGCAUUCUCAGAAGUAAAUAGUGAAGGCGAAUUGCUUCGAGGACAAGAAGAUCCAGAGUCAAAAAGACCAUUUGAACACAGCGAUAUAGGAGCUACCGAUAAUUCAACCAUAUAUUUUACACCACAAUCAUCUGAAAUUAAAAAUACAAGUUCGAAUACAACGGAUGAUGACGAUGAUAUAUAUAUGUCAUGCAUUGAAAGUUUAAUAGAUAAUUCUAGUCCAACAUUUAAUAAAGAAUUUCAAGCUCCUAUAAUUCUUGAUAGUGGUAUAAACUGUGAACCAGAAGAUGGACCAAGUGGUAGUAUUGACCAAGCAAGAAAUAUGAGUAUUAAGAAGAUUUAUAAAAAAGGUGAAGGUUCAUUGCCAUAAGGCAGUGUCAUUAUAUUUCAAAAAA